CGCUCCCGCGCUGGGGAGCUAGGCCGGCUUUUCUCCGCAGGCCGCGGUUAAGAGUCGGUGGCGAAGGGCGCGCGAAGGGCCGUCAGCCACGCGGCGUCAGCCGUGGCGUCGGGGUCGUUGUGUCGUGACAACGACUCCGGUAGCCGUGUCCGCGACAGCUGGUGCGGCCGCUUUAGCCCCAGGCGGGCUCAGCGGCUGCCUGGCGAGUCUGUGCUCGCGCCCAGCCCUUUCCUUCCUGGACCCAGCGCCAAGCAGCGACGCUGAGCCGACCGCCGGAGCGGCGGGCAAUGGCGGCCUCGACGGCCUCGCAUCGGCCCAUCAAGGGGAUCCUGAAGAACAAGAGUUCUGCGACUUCCUCUGUGGUGGCCUCGGCCGAGCAGCCCGGCAGGAGUGUCGACGAAGAGCUGAGUAAAAAAUCCCAGAAGUGGGAUGAAAUGAACAUCCUGGCGACAUAUCAUCCAGCAGACAAAGACUAUGGUUUGAUGAAAAUAGAUGAACCUAGCACUCCUUACCAUAGUAUGGUAGGUGAUGAUGAAGAUGCACUGAGUGAUUCAGAAACCAAUGAAACCUUGACCCCAGAUAUCUUAGCUAAGAAAUUAGCUGCUGCUGAAGGCUCAGAGCCAAAGUAUCGGGUUCAUGAACAAGCAAGCAGUGAAGAUGAGGAUAGUGACCUCUCACCUGAAGAACAAGAAAAAAAGCGACAGUUUGAAAUGAAAAGGAAGCUUCACUACAAUGAAGGACUGAAUAUUAAAUUAGCUAGACAAUUAAUUUCAAAAGACCUACAUGAUGAUGAGGAAGAUGAAGAAAUGUCAGAGACUGCAGCUGAAGAAAGCAUGAACACGGAAGAGUUAAAUCAAGGAUCUACUACAAGUGACCAACUGCAAAACAAAUCACAGAGUUCAUAGAAAAUAUUUGUUCAGCACUGUAAUUGUCAGAUACAGACCCUGUUCCUAUAAUACACUGCUUCUUGUUCUCAACAAUUCAUGACUUAAGUACCAAAAUGCGUACCAGUUAUUAUAUAUUGCCAAGAAUUAAAUGACUUUCAAGACUAAUUAGACUGAAAAUGCCUAAUUGAUACAUAUAUUCUUGUGCCUAGUACUUCAUCACAAAUAUAGCAUAAUGUCAUCAGUCCCAAACUACAUUACUUUUGUAAGAACACUGGUUAAUUUGUAUAUUAUAUAGCUUUUUAUGCUUUAGAAGUUAAAAUAAUAUCUUUUGGGGGAUCUAAUUUAUUUUCUUCACUUCUAGAUGUGAUAGCUCUUAUAUAAAGAGUGGGUUUGUUUUUUUUUUUAAUCGUAAUCCAGUUGGAAUAGCAGAUUAUAUAAGCUGGUAAUAUUCAGUCUGAACAGUAUUUUAACAUGUGUCUUCAACUUGAUUUGUUUGUUUAAUUGAAAAGGAUCAUAAGAGUAACUUGGCAUUUUCUGACCUACUAUCUCUAAAAUUCCCCUUGAGUUUCUUUAUGUUUACAAGGACAGGAUUUAUUUUUUCCUCAUCAAAAGUAGCUUUUUUUCACAAAUAAAUUACCGGGUUAAACUCGCAGUAACAUCUGCUCUGUUUUUUGUACACUCGAUGGGCAGACUUUCAGAUCAGUUUUUUAAAUAAAUACAAUUCUGAUACAGUCUCAACAUUCCCUUUAUAUACCUGUCUUAACCUCUUGCCUUUGUUUCUUUCUUCUUUCCACAUAUACACAGACAGCUCUUUACCUUUAUAAAGUGUAAUAAAGAUGGUCAUGGAAUUAGGAACUCUUCUUUCUCUCACAUAUUCUAUCAUUUGCUGCUAUAAUGAAAUGUUUGACUAUCAAUGCCUAUUAGUUCUUCUAAUGUAUGGAGAAAGUUGAACAGCAGCCAUACUAUAGACAGAAAAUACAAUUCAGCUGUGGAAUUUCUACACCUCUCUGAUUUGCAGCUUGCUAAUUAAAUUGCUAUAAUUAGUUUGUUGUUUGACUUGAUUAGACCUUAGAAAACAGCUAGCAGGUUUUUUUGCAUGAUGAGAGAAUUGUGUGUAACCGGUGAUAUGAUAGUUCCUGAAUGUACAGACAGAAUAAUCCUGAACACUUUCUAAUUUAAAAACUUUAAAUAGUCCCUGCUUUAAGGGAAUAUGAUAAUGUAUACUACAAAUGUGCUUUAUUCUUCUAACACAGUAAGAUCUGGAUUUUUUUCCUGAAAUGAAGUGCAGUUCCUGUGUUAGUUUAGUGAUAGUUUCAUUUCUCGUCAAUUAUUUGUAUCUUAAUUUUUUUGUCAGUACCAAAAGAAUUCAUUAUAUGAACAGACUUUUAAAAUAUUUUCUGUAUAUUGUAUAUAUGAAAUGGCUUUUAUUGAACAGCUUAUCUUCCACUUGCAAGUUUAUGAAAAUACCAAUAUGUCAAAAUAAAUAAAAAGUGGGAGAAUUCUUUGCUGUUAGAAGAAUGUGCUUUUUAUUUUGAAUGACUUUUUUUUUUUUUUUAAAUGGGAUCCAGUCAGAGUACUUCUAAACUGUAUAGUAUUCUGACUGAAACUUACUAGCUCAUUACACCUCUGAUUUAUAAACAAAAUAGUGUUUGUGUCUGCUUUUUGCUUUCUGAAUUUAGAAUGUUGAAAUAUUCUUACCGGUUUAAAUCCACUUUGGGGAAUUUAAGUUGAUACAUAUGUGUAUUCAUAUGUUCAUGCACAUGGACUUCUGUUCUUGGUGUUCUCAUUUUGAGCUGUAAGAAAGUAUGCAUGUACUCUGUAGAAAUAGCUGCUAUAUAGUGAAGAAAAGGUAAGACCUUUAACAACUGAUUUGUUUUGCUGUUUUCUACAAACUCAAAGGCAAACACUCAUUUCUGGUUUCAGGAAGUACAUAAUUAUAUCAGAGGAGUAAGAUGUAAAAAUGACAUGCUCAAUAGAAUUUUAGUCUUAUGUAAUUGAGUAAAACCAUUUUUGUGUCAUGAGUUCCUCACUGACAUGUUAUUGGACUGUAUAAAAAAAUGAAUAUAAUUCAAGUUAGAUCUUCCUUUGGAGAAAGUUGUCUUGUCAGUGUUCAGUUCUAGCCACGAGCCACGGUGGGUUUUUAGUCAGCAUCACUUCUUAGUUUUUCUAGUAUCUUUUUUUGUUUGUUCAUUUUUCAGUCUGAAAUCGAGCAAUGAUGCUUUUUAAAAUCUGAGACAUAAUGGUAUGAAAGAUUGUUAAAAUAUUAAUAACUUUAAAUUGAAUAUUGAAGGAAAGUGCCAUUUUCUCCAAAUGUUCAUAAUUUUUUCCACUUUAGGUUAGUAAACACAUUAUAAGAAACUAUAGCAGUAUGACAGUUUUCUUCCUGUGGGUUUUAUUUUCUUGUUACCCACCUAUCUUGGGCCCGUGUUCUGAAUACCAUGAGAGGUUCUUGGACUAUAUUGUGGCAAACUAAUUGUUUUGUUAUAGAAAUGGUAACAAGAACUACCAUUUCUUGAAAACUAUUACUUGUUCUUGCCCAUCAUUGUGCUCAGUCUUUAUUAUCUGAUCCUCAGAACAAUCACACAAAGCAAAUAUUCUUAGUAAUACUUUGUAGGGAGGAAAAAGCUCUUGGCCAAGUUAUUCAGUCUCUCACAAAUGCUAAAUGACAGGAUUCAAAUCCAGACCAACUAUGUUUUUUAUUCAUGCUUUUUUAGAUACAUAAAAUUCCUUAGAAGUUGCACCUUAAAAAUAAACUUUAUUUGGAUUAUUGAUAAA
Neogale vison (American mink) is the source of this 3662-nucleotide messenger RNA. It is a transcript of the gene PPP1R2, whose product is annotated as protein phosphatase 1 regulatory inhibitor subunit 2. The transcript has 6 exons. Gene Ontology annotation, biological process: regulation of signal transduction. The coding region runs from base 288 to 905 and encodes 205 amino acids. The record is from RefSeq and is a predicted model, not a curated record. Gene Ontology annotation, molecular function: protein phosphatase inhibitor activity. NCBI's taxonomy places the organism in Eukaryota, Metazoa, Chordata, Mammalia, Carnivora, Mustelidae.